Suillus clintonianus is the source of this 493-nucleotide messenger RNA. RefSeq lists its product as uncharacterized. The annotation marks the transcript as partial. NCBI's taxonomy places the organism in Eukaryota, Fungi, Basidiomycota, Agaricomycetes, Boletales, Suillaceae. The transcript is spliced from 4 exons. The record is from RefSeq and is a predicted model, not a curated record.
CUGUACAUUGUGUACCAGCCCAAAUGUUCCUGCUCAAUCCAUUUUCUUUGUGAUAUCUGAACGUUCGAGUCCUAGUCUCUGCCCUGCGUUAAUUCGUUCUAAGGGGUUGUGACACUGGCACACCAAGAUUAAAAAUAGGUUAAAACGGAUGACAGUCAACACCUUAAAGUACAUUGAAGUGAUGGGUGCCACAGGUGCCGGUAUCAAAAAGAGGUCUGAUGUGGAUAAAAGCUGUCAAAACCAAUUCGUAACAAAGUGGAUGGAGAUUGAGGGGGCAUGUCCUUACUUCUUCGAGAUGUGUGAGCUCAUUGGUCAGCGUCCGAACAACAUACCUGUUGGGCUCGGCAACAAUGACACUGAUAUUGAUGUAAUGACUUGGGGGGGGUAUGCCUCCGAGGAGUGGGAUAUCGAGAGGCAGACUCCGGAACGCGGGAACGACUCGGCAAAGAACAUUGGAUUGGUGCCUUCUGAAGAUGGAAAACAUGUCGACAGU